UAUUUUAUAAAAACAAAAAAAAUUGUUAUACCUGAAUAUGGAAAAAUACUAGCUCCCAAAGUUUAUUUUUACGUUUGUUAUCAGUUGUGUGGUCGUCGUUGACGUAACGUAACUAAACGACGUAACAGCUAUGAAAUGUCACUUUGACAUUACAUCUAAUCAAUCGAUAGUUUUUACUCGGUCGAUAUUUUAUUUUUCUCCGAGUUAAUGGACAAUAAAAAAUAAGAAAUUGGAAAGAAAAUAAUAACAAUCAUACAUUUUUCAUUAAGAACGCAAAAAUUAAAAUUUACAGAUGCAAUCAUUAAUUUAGAAAGUUCGCGUUAGCGAAAAAUAAUUUAAGAUAACGAUUAAAAAUAAAUAUUACAAACACGACAUUGAAGUUCCAUAACUUUUGUUGCUGUUGCUGCUGCUGCUGCUGCUGCCGUUGUCGUUGUCGUGCGAAGAGAAGGUGGUGAAGAUAUUGGAGUACACGGAGGAAGAAGCGUAAAAGCGUAUUACUACAAAUAAACCAACAAAAUGGUGAGCACCAAUUUGGUGGUGCCCGUAGUCCUUUGGGGCCCUACUGCACCUACACAUUGCGUAUCCAGUGUUUAUAUGUCAGACGAUCAAGCAACACUUGUAACUGGCUGUUAUGAUGGACAAAUUUGUUUAUGGCAGGUUGAUCCUAAUACAUUAAAAAUGUCACCACGAUGCCUACUUGUUGGACAUUCGGCACCCGUACUAUGUUUAGUACGCGCUUCAAUUCUACCAGACAACAAUUUUUUAGUUAGUUCAUCUGAGAAUGGAGAAAUGUGUACUUGGGAUCUCAUAGAUGGAAAAUGUUCAGAAGCUGUCAAACUACCACAAGUGCACACACAGAUUCAAAGUUAUCAAACAGCCAAUAGUGAAGAUGUGCGUCUCUUCUGCAUAGGGUACUACGCUGAAAUAAUGGUAAUGGAUCCAUUCAGCUUAGAGGUUAUAUAUGUGUUAAGUUCAAAAGUAAAACCUGAUUGGAUUUCGGCAUUGCAUGUAUUACGUCCAAUGAAACGUAAAGACGAUGUAGUAUUAGCAAUAACAACCACGGGCACAGUUAAAGUGUGGACACUUAUCGGUAAUGAGAAUAAGCUUGCAGAACCCAUUUAUGAAAAUGAAUCAAAAGAAAUUCGGUGUCUUAAUGCAAUAACAAUGAAUUGUUGUGCACAAAAUCAACGAACAGUACUGAUAGUUUGCACAAAAUAUUGGCAAAUUUAUGACGCUGGUGACUUCACAGUGCUUUGUUCUGUUAUUGCACCGACGAGAGAACGUUGGCAGGGUGGUGAUUUUAUUACAUCAGACCGAGUUAUGCUUUGGACUGAUGACGGAAAAGGUUAUUUAUACAAAUUACCGGCUAAUUGCAUACCUGAUAACAAAGAGUUCCAUUCAAAGUCUGUCGUACGUGACGCGCCAUAUCUUUAUUAUGUGCUACAACAGCCAGGUGAUAAAGUACUGUCAUGCCCACCAGCAAUGAAGCUAGUACAAAGUCAACGUGAGAGUAAAACUAACCAUUAUUUGCUGCGCGGAGAUUCGGAAGGUUUUAUUUCCGUGUGGACAACACCUGAUGUGCCAUUGGAUAAUAUAAGUAUAUUACAAGCAAAGCAAAUGCCAGCGCGUUUGCUUAAACCUACCAUUUGCACUUCGUUAGUGGAGGCAUGGGCAGUGAUGGAUCCACCACCAGUUGGCAUACUUGAUCAAUUAUCUCGUAUAACAGAUUCACCGGUUAAAUUAACCUCAAGUAUUUACUUACCACAACAAAGUCGUUUAGUAAUAGGACGUGAGGAUGGUACAAUUGUUAUAGUGCCGGCCACACAAACCGUGAUGAUGCAAUUAUUAGUUGGUAUUAAACAAAAUUUUAGCGAAUGGCCUUCACAUCAAAUUUUGUAUGGCCAUCGUGGUCGAGUGAACUGCCUCUUGUGUCCAUCUCUUGUUCACUCGAGAUACGAAAAGCAACACUUACUCUCAGGUGGUGUAGAUUUUGCAGUUUGUUUAUGGGACUUAUACAGUGGAAGUUUGCUGCAACGAUUUUGUGUGCACGCUGGUGAAAUUACUCAAAUGCUUGUGCCACCGGAAACUUGCAGUUCACGUAUUCUUAAAUGUAUUUGUUCUGUUGCUUCAGAUCAUUCUGUAACUUUGCUUAGCUUGCAAGAACGUAAAUGUGUGACACUAGCCAGUAGGCAUUUAUUUCCUGUUGUUAAUAUUAAAUGGCGUCCUAGAGAUGACUUUCUUAUCGUGGGCUGUUCUGAUGGAUCUGUGUAUGUAUGGCAAAUGGAAACUGGACAUCUUGAUAGAGUAUUACACGGUAUGUUAGCUGAAGAAGUUUUAACAGCAUGCGAUGAACAAUCUAUAGAAGAAGGUGGAGGAAAUGGUAAUGGUACUGGUACUGGUAGCGGUACGUUAGCCGCUUCUGAAAUGGGUAUGGCAAACCCAGCUGUACAUUUCUUUCGUGGCAUUAAAUCACGUAAUAUGAAUGCUAUACGACAUGCUACGCAAAGAGGUAUACAUCAAUUGCAACAAUUACAAGGACAUAAUCAAGGAAAUUUUGAUUUCUUAAUGAAACAUCGAAGUAAUCCGCUAACUAUACAAGGUUUACGUACAAAUCCCAAAGAUGCUGAAAGUCAUAUAUUAUUUUUUGAUAUUGAAGGUCUUAUAUUUGAAUUACAUAGUGAGGAAUAUGCUAAAAUGACACCCGCUGAUUUAGAAGCUCUUGGAGUUGUAUUGGCGAAUCCUAAGGAUAAAGCAGCUCACUUAGAUGCUUCCAAGAAGAUAAGUGACUUUUUUGGCAUAGUGAAAAACAAAGCCGGAGAUAUGGAAAAAAUUCUAAAAGAUAAAGAUAAACAUGGAAUUGUACAAAAAUUUAAAGAAAAAACUGAAAUUGUGGAAAAGAAAGUUCAAGCAAAAGUGGAAAGUAUACAGAAAGCAGUGGAAACUCAAGAAGAAAAGGAAGAUCUUAAAAGUAAAAUUGCAUCAAAAUUGGAAGUUACGCACGUUAUGGAAGUUGCUCAGUUAUUGUUGUCAUUAUUGCAUUCCUGGGGUCUAGAUAGUCAUUUAGACAAGGUGUGUGAGUCGCAAUUAGGUUUAUUACGACCAAUGGUACCAAUAUCAUUUGGUGUGCUUUCAAAAGGCGGUUAUAUGUCAUUACUGCUACCAACGUGGCAAAAUAAUUAUGAAAUUCCAGAGGGUUUACCAAUACCAAGCAGUUCAAAAAAACGUGAUAUACGUGCUGAUCUAUUGAGACAAGAACAAUUAACCUCGAUAUUUACAUCACUCUUACAUUGGGAAUUAAGUACAACAUUAACUUCAAAUCAUAUCUUAGCUUUAGUGGCUAUGUCAAAUACGCUAAUGUCAAUGAGUUCCGCUACAUUCUUAACUGAUAGCGAGAAAGCUAAAAAACUGCAACGUCUAGCUCAACGUACUGAUUCAAGUUUAGCUACUGAAGAAGAGCGAGAAGAACUAAUUGCUCAGCAUACCUCACAAAUAAAACAGGGUUGGAGUGAUCUAUCAACUCAUCACUGUUUUCAAUUACCUGAAAAAAUCGAAGCAUUAGAACCAAAGAAAUUUAAACGUCCUCAAGUGGAAAUGAUGGCCAAACGUUGGCAACAUCAUUGCAUUGAAAUUCGUGAAGCUGCACAACAAAUUCUUCUAGGUGAAUUAAGGCGGCUUGGACCACGUGGACGUAAGCAACUUGUUGAAAGUUGGGCGCAGUAUUUACCACUAUAUACGCAUUCAGAACCUAUAGUACAGCAACAGAAUGCAAAUCCAGCACAAAAUGUUAAUAGUACUAAUGGUCAAAAUAGUACCGGAAAUGGUGUUGCUACAAAUGGUGAAAAUCAAGAGGAGGAUUACGAAGAAGAGGAAGAAGAAAUUAUUCGUAAACCUUCGAGUUUAUCUGAAUUAAAAAGAAAACAAACAACAGCUGUUAUACUGUUAGGAGUUAUAGGUGCCGAAUUUGGACAAGAUAUAUCGCAAGAUUCACCUAGUCAUCAACGUAUUACCAAUGAGCGACGUAAAUCAUCUGUUGUGGAAUCGUUUGGUAUUGCAAACAAUUUAGCACGUCUAACUUCAAUGGCACUAGCACAUUUACUCUAUGCACCACCUUCAGCAAAACUUCCGCAAUAUACACCUUUACGUCGAGCAGCAAUAGACUUAUUGGGACGUGGUUUUACAGUAUGGGAGCCUUAUCUUGAUGUUAGUAAAGUAUUGCUAGGUUUAUUGGAGAUAUCCUGCGACGGUAAAUUUGUGCCGAACUUAAACUACAAAUUACCACUCACUCCACAAGCGGAUGCCUGUCGUACUGCACGUCAUGCGCUCCGACUAAUUGCAACAGCAAGGCCAGCUGCAUUUAUUACAACAAUGGCACGGGAAGUUGCACGCUAUAACACAAUGCAACAAAAUACACAAGCAGUGAAUGUGCCACUAACACAAUCUGUGUUAUAUAGAGCAAAAUCUGAAAUUUUACAGUGCGUUGAAAUGCUAAUAGAUAAAAUGCAAGCCGAAAUCGCGUCUUUACUUGUAGAAGUGAUGGAUAUAACAUUACAUUGCGUGGAUAAUAAUGAAUUGAAAAGCCGCGGUUUGGCAGAGGUCUGCCCCUCUAUUUGCAAAUUCAAUCAGAUAUCACAUUGCGCACAAACUCGUCGCAUUGCGGUUGGUGCUAAUAAUGGUAAUUUGGCCAUCUAUGAAUUGCGUCAAAAUAAGUGUCAAAUGAUUCCAGCACAUACGCAUCCCAUUACUUCCUUAGCAUUUUCACCUGACGGUAAAUGUCUGGUCUCAUAUUCAUGCAGUGAAAAUCGUCUUUCAUUUUGGCAAACAAGCACUGGCAUGUUUGGAUUGGGACAAUCACAGACACGUUGCACCAAAGGUUACUCGACUGCACCUAUUCCCGAUGUAGCACGUUUGAAUCCAAUGCGUUUAGCUAAAUUGGUCUGGAUUAACAAUCGUACGGUGACUUUAUUACUAGCCGAUGGAUCGGAAACACGUUUUAAUGUUUAGACAAAUGUAGUGACUGUCUGUUAUAGUUGUACUAGGGUAGCUCAAGCUAGAAGAAGUGUUAACGGUAUUAAAUUAUAUUUAUACAUAUAUAUAUAUAUAUAAACUUAUGAGUAAACUAUAUAUUUGCAUAAGUUGAAAAC
Messenger RNA from Teleopsis dalmanni, 5141 nucleotides. Its product is annotated as WD repeat-containing protein 7-like. Gene Ontology annotation, cellular component: cytoplasm. Gene Ontology annotation, molecular function: protein binding. Lineage: Eukaryota; Metazoa; Arthropoda; Insecta; Diptera; Diopsidae. The coding region runs from base 517 to 5001 and encodes 1494 amino acids. The record is from RefSeq and is a predicted model, not a curated record. The transcript has 2 exons.